UCGUCGAAGAAUUUCCCAAUUUUUAAAACAAAAUUUUCGUCUUUCGGUAAAAAAUUUUAGUAUAAAAACCAGAAUAUUCAAAAUCUCCACAAAAUUUGUACCUUCAAGUUAAAGCAUGUCAAAAAUUGGUCAGCCGACGAAGACUCCAGAUCUCUAUGACAAGCCACCACCAUCAGCAGCAGUAAACGAUCAACUCUAUGACCAGCCGCCAAAGGCCGCCGAAGUGAACUACGACGAAAUAGCGCCAGGUCCGAAAUGCAAAAUCGAGGUUAGCAGUGGUGUAAUGCUCGCUGAUUAUACUCCAAAAGAAAUAAGGAAACCCACACCAAAAGCCGAUGAAACUCAAUUAAGUCAAGUAACGAGUGAGGUGUCAGCACACCAAUUAUGCGAAUAUGAGAAAGAUGAGAUCAUUGGUAGUGAGAUGAUGUCGUUCAUGGGAAGCGAACAAAAUAAACGAAAGAAAAUGCGACGUGGCAAAUCUGUGGUUGGCGCUGAAACAAAGCUUCGGACUGCUUCUGCUCCCCCAAAACCGAAAAAGUGCGUGAAGGUAAAGAGCAAGUGUGGCAUCGUAUCUUCGGCUAUUCUGACGCUUCUGACUCUUGUGCUUGCUAUAGUCACUUCAAUGGCGGCUUUUUGUCAAUUAGAGGAGACGAUUCCAGAAGAAUAUCCGUGGUUCUAA
Molecule: messenger RNA, 679 nt
Organism: Meloidogyne enterolobii
Lineage: Eukaryota; Metazoa; Nematoda; Chromadorea; Rhabditida; Meloidogynidae
Source: the annotation of a GenBank genome assembly